AUGGCAGACCUCCGAUCUUCCAGAGACGAAGAGAGCGAGGAGCGCGGGGGCUGGGCGCAUGACGAGAAGGCGCGCGGGGAGCAAGGGCGCGCGCGCGAGUGGGAGGAGGCAGAGCGGCAGAGCCGCGAGGUCAAGCUGGGACUGCACCCGCUGCAGACGCGGUACGUGCUGUGGUACACGCGGCGGCAGCGGCAGCCGCCCGGGCAGCGCAGUGCGACGUCGUAUGAAGACAGCAUCCGACGCAUCGCUGACUUCAGCACUGUGGAGGGGUUUUGGGCGUGCUACUGCCGCAUGGUGCGCCCAUCCGCGCUGCCCGCCCCCACAGACGUGCACGUCUUCAAAGACGGCAUUCGCCCGCUCUGGGAGGACGCGCACAACCGGCGGGGCGGCAAGUGGAUGGUGCGCCUGCGCAAGCCGCUCACUGCGCGCAUGUGGGAGCACCUCCUGAUGGCGGUGGUGGGGGAGCAGCUGGAGGGCGCAGAGGAGGUGUGCGGGGUGGUGCUCAGUGUGCGCUUCGGUGAGGACAUUCUCUCCAUCUGGAACCGCUCUGCACCGCACAGCCUGGCGCGGGACAGGCUGUGUGAGUCGAUACGGAAGCACCUGGGCCUUCCACCCUCCUACACCAUGGUGAGUGAGACAUGCCUCCCGCCCCUCAUUCCAUGCACCCGCCCCUCAAUCUACCCGAGUACAAACCGCAUGAUGCCUCACUCAAGGACCAUUCCUCCUACCGCAACACCUGGGGCCACUGUACCCAGCGUACACGGCAAGGAAAUCAGAACGGGUGUAGCAUAUUGUAGGUUGCUAAAUAGCACCAACUCGCCGUUACAGCCUCGUCAGAUACAAACAAACACGAAAAUGGCUCCUCUCGGCCAGACCACCUUCGUCGUCGUCGUCCUUGCCUCUGCAAUUUUCCUUUCUACCCCUGCGCGUGUCUCUGCUGCUGGGGUUCCCGCAAACGCGACUUCUCCUGCUAACACGACUGCUUCCGCUAAGGCGAGUGCGCCUGCUAACGUGAAUGCGUCUGCUAACGCGACCAGCGCCGUAGUGGCGACGGCGAGGCAAAGCAAGGGCGCGGGCGAAGGAAAGAACUCCACAUGCGCCUACUACGGCAACUAUAACACUAACCCCUACUUCAACAAGGGGCUCACCGCGAAGCUUCCUCCUGCCGUGUUCGGCAAGCGGUGCGGCGCGUGCUACAGGGUGGUGUGCACCAACGACACGAAGCGCUGCCAAACCGGAAAGGCGACCGUGACCGUCCGUGUGGUAGGCGCGACGACCACGGAGAAACAGCUCUCUCUAUCCACCGCCGCUUGGUCCAAGAUCGUGCAGGGAUCCGACACGGCCCCCGUACACAUCACGUACAGGCGCACCAACUGUGUGGUGUCCACCCUCGGAUCGGGCGUCCGCGUGCGCAGCAACUCGACGGCGGAGAAAUUCAACAUUCAGAUGGUGGGGCUUGCCGGCCCCGGCACGCUCAAGGAGGUGGAGAUGAGCGCGGACGGCAAGAAGUGGGCGAAGCUGACGCGCGACGGCAGCAAGGCCGUGUGGGGAAUCGCGGGCGCGGAGGCGAAGGAGGUGGUGGGCGCGAAGAAGGCGAUGAGCGUUCGCCUCACUGCGGGACACACCCUCGAGAAGAUCACCCUCGGGAAUGUCAUUCCCGCUGACUGGAAGCCCCGGACGGUGUAUUCGUCCAAAACCAACUUCAGGAAGAUGAUGGCUGAGAGCAAGUAG
Closterium sp. Naga37s-1 is the source of this 1731-nucleotide messenger RNA. The record is from the annotation of a GenBank genome assembly. Lineage: Eukaryota; Viridiplantae; Streptophyta; Zygnematophyceae; Desmidiales; Closteriaceae.